This is a messenger RNA of Papilio machaon (common yellow swallowtail), 810 nucleotides long. RefSeq lists its product as uncharacterized. The transcript has a single exon. The record is from RefSeq and is a predicted model, not a curated record. Bases 1 to 810 code for a protein of 269 amino acids. NCBI's taxonomy places the organism in Eukaryota, Metazoa, Arthropoda, Insecta, Lepidoptera, Papilionidae.
AUGUGUGAAUCUUGUAUGUCAGAAUGUGCAUCAAUACCAGAAACUGAAAAGAUCAGCGGUAAAUCGGUGUCAAUUGAGCAGCUUAUAAUGGAGGUAAACAAAAAACUGGAAGUUGUGUUUAAAAUAGAAAGGAGUCUGGAAGAUAUGAAGACCACGGUGGAUUUUUAUGCUGAAAAAUACCAGGAGCUGUUUGAGUUUAAGAAAAAGACCGAAAAUAAAGUGAAAUAUUUAGAACAACAAACUGUGUACUUAGAGAAAAGGAAUAAGGCAUUAGAAGAGAGGAUAGUCGAUAUGGAGCAAAAGGAGAAAGAAAGAAACAUAGAAAUCGUGGGUUUAGAAAAAAAGGACAACGAAGAUUUAAAAAGUAUAAUGGCUACGUUAUCAAAAAAAGUUGGCGUAUUAAGCGAAGAUAUUGAGCAGGUUAAGAGGGUAGGGCAAGAAAAACAAGACAAACAAUCUCGACCGCUGCCGAUUAUAGUCACCCUGCGCACAAAGACAGCGCGCGAACAGUGGCUCAAGCAACGUAAACAAGUCAUAACUAACGAUGACAUUUACAACGACCAUAAUAAUAAUAGAAUAUAUAUAAAUGAAGACUUGAGUAAAUACUUGCGUCAAAUUUUUUGGAUGGCAAAAAAGGAGCUUAAACCAAUGUAUAAAUAUAUAUGGGUACAAAAUUCAAAAAUUCUUGUGAAAGCCAGCGAAGUAAAUAAAAAAAUCCAUGCUAUUAGGUCACAGGAGGAUAUUACUCAAUUAAUGAAGUGUGCUACCCGCAAUGAUAAUGUGGACAGCGAAACAACAUCACGCACAUAA